Molecule: messenger RNA, 1050 nt
Organism: Rotaria sp. Silwood1
Lineage: Eukaryota; Metazoa; Rotifera; Eurotatoria; Philodinida; Philodinidae
Source: the annotation of a GenBank genome assembly
AUGCAUAUCACUACAAUCGUUCAUCAUAAGUCAUUUGAAAGUUUUAUCUGUAAUAAUACAAAUAUUAAGCGAUUUCCAGUUUCAUCAACAACAUCAUCAAAUGAUUCAUUUGAUAUAUAUCGAAAAAUUUCUUUAGAAAAAUAUUGUAAUAUAGUACCUAUUCCACGACGUACAUGGUUCAAUGCGCAAACAUAUACUGAAGAUGAGAUUGCAUUUGUUAUUUUUACAUCAUCUAAAUUUUUUCAUACACGAGCCACAGCAACACGUGAUACAUGGCUUUCACGUGUAACAAAUUAUUAUUUUCUUAGUGCAACUCCUUAUCCUUAUUUACCUGUAACUGUUAUUCCCGGUGCUGGUGAAGAUAAAUCAUCAAAUAUGAAAAAACUUUUUUAUGGUCUUCAAAUAAUUUAUCAACAACAAAUGAAUCUUUCUAUAAAUCAACGACAAAAAUGGUUUUAUAUAGCCGGUUGUGAUACAUUUAUUAUUCCUCAUCAUUUACUCAAACGUCUUGAUGGGGUCGAUUAUAGAAAACCUAUUCUAUUAGGUGGUCAUACAGGUGAACAUACAUGUCCAGGAAAAAAUAAUCGAACAUUUCCUGUUGAAUUUCCAUCAGGUGGUGCUGGAUUCUUUUUUAGUAUGAAAUUACUUGAAAUGAUGCAACCACAUCUAACAAAUUAUGUUGAAAAGGUUUGGUCACGGAGAUCUGUAGCAUCCGAUGUUGCACUUACUUGUCUUGCUACUCAAUUAGGUGUUCAAGUAACAAAAAAACUUGGCUUUUGGGCACAUCCACCAGAAUUUACAUUAACUGCAAAUAAACGUCCAAAAUUUCAUAACGAAUCUGAACCAAAUAAUUUUCAUUACAUUGAACCCGAUGAAAUGUAUGCACUAGAUGAAUUUUAUAUUCAACAACAUAUAGACAGAUUAAUAAAUGAUGAAAAUUGGAACGAGUUAAUUAAAUUUACUCGACGUUUUGUAACCAGUCAUUAUGAGUUACUCAGAAAAAAACGCCACGAAUGUACUUUGCCUAAAGUAGGUAAUCAAACUAAAUAA